This is a messenger RNA of Rubroshorea leprosula, 2169 nucleotides long. NCBI's taxonomy places the organism in Eukaryota, Viridiplantae, Streptophyta, Magnoliopsida, Malvales, Dipterocarpaceae. The record is from the annotation of a GenBank genome assembly.
UGCAGCUUUACAGCUUCACUCUUCCUGCAGCAAACAAGAACAGAGGCACAAGAUCUUGAAUUCCUUCAAAAUCAUCUCCUCCUCUUCGAACCCACAUUCAGUCUUGGCUAAAGGUUUCAACUUUCUAAUGCAGAUCUUUCUGGAGUUUCCUAAAGGGGGGAGAUAGAAAUGGGGUUUUGCCUGAAAGCGAUCGCGUUCUUGUUUCCCAUCUGGGUUUUGAGUUUCGAGCUCAGCCAUGGCCGCAUCUUCACCUUCAAGAUGCACCCCCGGUUCGCGGAACCCGUCAUGAACUGGUCCAACUCCACCGGGAGGCUCCCCCAUUUGCCCGCAAAAGGCACUUUUGAGUACUACGCUGUGUUGGUCCACCGCGAUCGUCUGUUUCACGGCCGCAAACUCGCCGACUUCAGGGGACCUUUCGCUUUCUCCGAUGGAAACUCCACUUAUCGAAUUAAUUCUUUGGGAUUCCUGCAUUAUACAACGGUGCAAUUGGGGACCCCAGGAGUGAAGUUCAUGGUGGCUCUUGAUACGGGAAGCGAUCUGUUUUGGGUGCCCUGUGACUGUAACAAAUGUGCUCCGACUGAGGGAGCCGCUUAUGCCUCUGAUUUUGCGCUCAGUGUAUACAAUCCAAAAGGAUCAUCAACUAACAAAAAGGUCACUUGCAACAGCAAUUUGUGUGCACACCGCAAUCGCUGUCUUGGAACAUUCAGCAAUUGUCCUUAUGAGGUCUCUUAUGUCUCUGCACAAACUUCUACUUCUGGGAUUUUAAUGGAGGAUGUUUUACACUUAACAACAGAAGAUAGUCAUCAAGAAUCAGUAAAGGCAUACGUCACAUUUGGGUGUGGACAAGUUCAAAGUGGUUCGUUUCUGGAUGUUGCAGCUCCCAAUGGCCUAUUUGGGCUUGGUAUGGAGAAGAUAUCUGUUCCUAGCAUUUUGUCCCAGGAGGGCUUAACAGCAGAUUCUUUCUCCAUGUGUUUUGGACGGGAUGGGGUUGGACGAAUCAGUUUUGGAGACAAGGGCAGUGCUGACCAGAAUGAGACCCCAUUUAAUCUGAAUCCAUCACAUCCAAGCUACAACAUCAGUGCAACUCAAAUUCGUGUUGGAACUGCUUUGAUUGAUGUUGAUUUCACGGCUCUUUUUGAUUCUGGAACUUCUUUUACAUACUUGGUUGACCCAAUCUAUUCAAGGCUGUCAGAGGAUUUCCAUUCAAUGGUACAAGAUAAGCGAUGUCCACCUGAUUCAAGGAUACCAUUUGAGUACUGUUACAAUAUGAGCCCUGAUGCAAAUGCUAGUUUGAUACCUAGCUUGAGUUUAACAAUGAAAGGUGGAGGCCACUUCACCAUUUAUGAUCCAAUAAUUGUUAUCUCCACUCAGAAUGAACUUGUAUACUGCCUGGCUAUCCUCAAGAGCACAGAAUUCAAUAUAAUUGGACAGAACUUCAUGACAGGUUACCAGGUUGUGUUUGAUCGAGAGAAGUUUGUCUUGGGCUGGAAGAAGUUUGAUUGUUAUGACAUUGAGGAAACCAGCAAUUUCCCAGUAAAACCACAUGCUUCCUCUGUGGCUCCUGCCUAUGCUGCUGGUGUCGGUAAUUAUACUUCUCCAGAAAAGACCAGGAACAAUUCUCGGACUUCAACUGCAUCGCGAUCAUACCAUCUCCAUGCUUCACUUCUAACUUGCUUCAGAUUUUUCUUCAUGUUGUCUAUUAUUGUAUCCAUUUUCUAGUUUACUUUCGCAAGCCAGUUGCAGGUCAGGGCACUAGUACUUUUAGGUCUUACCAUCCUUUACAUGAUAACCUUUGCCAGUCCAUAGUCGGCACUUUUCUUUAGGACUCUAUGGAUAGAACCUGGUAUGGUCAUUGUGCUUACCGGAAAUAUUGAGCCUAGCCUUCAUCUCUAUAUGCACCAUACAUCAGAGUCUCAUUUCCUAUUGUCUAUAUUUUAAAUCUUUACAAUUCAUCAUUAGAAGACGAUAGGUAUCUGUAUAUUAUUCUUGUAAUUGAAACUCUUACAGUCACAGAGAAGAGCUAGUGCUUUUCAAGUAUAACAAUAUCUUAACACUUGCACCGUGUGUUUCUCCCCCUCAACUCGUGUCUUUUAUCUGCCCGUAAAUUGAGACUGAAAUCAAUCUUUUCCACUGUAUAUGUUGUAAAGACAAAGAAACUGGUUUGUUCAA